AUGACAGGACUUCACCAGAGACGGCUUCGUAUUAUGAGCCCAAUAUAUUUAGGAUUGAAUCUAUCCGAGCGCUACGAUAAAAGUCCAUCGCGACCUAUCCAAUACGUACGAGUCCUUGCCAACCACCAUGCACCUUCACACGCUCGCAACAAUGCUCCCUUCGCCUCCCUCCUCACAACCCCAGCAACUGUCUGUCUUCCCGGAAUAGCACAUGUUAUUCGCCGGGAUAACGCCAGUGUUACGACCAAUCCUUCCCAGGCAGUCCAGGUUCGCAUCGCCCCAACCGAAGACCAAGACCGCGCUGGUCAAUGUUCGCGUAUUCGAUGGGUACGACGUUCAGACACCGAGCACUGUCUACGUUUGAUGGCGACACCAACGUGGAUUACGAGACACACGUGGACACCGUCCUCGAUGGCUAAGGUGUCGGCUUCGCGAGCUUCUUUUACGGCCGAGCGCGUCGUCGCGGGUCCUAACAGCGCACAUGCAAAGGCAGCUAAUGCUCCGCUAAGCCAGCUCAUAUGGUCUCCAGACCAAGCAUCCCAGUUCGUGGAGGAUGUCUUUAGCAACGGCAGCGACUAUCUCAAGAUUAUCGCAGAGGAGAACGGCCCAAGUCAAGCCACUCAAAAUGCGCCUGUAUUGCAUAGCCACGCCCGCAGCAGGGAAGUCAUGACGCAUGCUGCGCUUUUGGAUUUCUGUCUUCAGGCUAACAAGUCCAGGGCAGAUGGCCCGGGACACAUUCCAUAUGAUGCGCUUCUCAACGAUACGGCACGAUGGUGGCGCAAAAGCAUGGUAUUGGCAAAUACGACGGAGCUGCAAAUACUCGACCCCAAUGCUGCUGUCCCUAACUUUACGAGUCUUAUGGCUUCGUCCAGCAAAUAUGUCCGCAACAUGCGCGCCAAAGAGAUCCCGAUACUUGCUGGGCCAGAGUCCAGUGUCGGGCAGUGCCCAUCCAGUCUGCCGUUCGGCGAGUACCUGCACGAUGAGCUCGCCAACUUUCUCGAUAUUGAUAUGAUAUCAGCGGCAGCUGUUAAUGCUGCGACGCUGGUGCCUGCAUUAUUAGCUCACUAG
Baudoinia panamericana UAMH 10762 is the source of this 1068-nucleotide messenger RNA. RefSeq lists its product as uncharacterized. Bases 1 to 1068 code for a protein of 355 amino acids. The transcript is spliced from 4 exons. The record is from RefSeq and is a predicted model, not a curated record. NCBI's taxonomy places the organism in Eukaryota, Fungi, Ascomycota, Dothideomycetes, Mycosphaerellales, Teratosphaeriaceae.